AAGUGUUGCAUACUUCUUUCUUCAAUAUUUAAGUUAAGUGUUACAUUCUUUCUUACUUAAAAGAAGAAGAAAUACUAUCAUAUUUAGCAAUGGUCUCAACGGCAGUUUGCAAUAAUACAGUUAACCAUAUUGAAGAAGAAGAAGAGAUUGUUCGUCCCAUCGCCAACUUCUCUCCAAGUCUAUGGGGUGAUCGUUUCCUUUCUUUCUCCAUCGAAAACCUGGCUGAACAAAAGUAUGCUCAAGAAAUUGAACCGCUGAAGGAACAAACAAAGAGUAUGUUGUUGGCCACUGGAAUGAAAUUGGUGGAGACAUUGAAUUUGAUUGAUGUUAUUGAACGCCUUGGCAUAGCCUAUCACUUUGAGAAAGAAAUCAAUGAGAUUUUGGAUCGGAUUUGCAAUGAAAAUUCAAACUUCGAGGGCGAUGUCUAUAAUGAAGAUCUAUGCACUUGUACUCUUCAAUUCCGAUUGCUUAGGCAACAUGGGUACACUAUCUCUCUAAAAAUCUUCAGCGAAUUCCUAGAUGGAAAUGGCAGACUUAAGGAGUCUCUUGCUAGUGAUGUCCUAGGAUUAUUGAUCUUGUAUGAAGCUUCACAUGUAAGGUCUCAUGGUGAAGACAUCUUAGAAGAUGCACUCGCUUUCUCCACUACUCAUCUAGAGUCUGCAACUCCACAUUUGGAAUAUCCUCUUAAGGAGCAAGUGAGGCAUGCCCUUGAGCAAUCUUUGCACAAAGGUAUUCCUCGAAUUGAGAUUCAAUUCUUCAUCUCAUCAAUCUACGACAAGCAGACAAUAAAGAAUGAUGUGUUACUUCGAUUUGCCAAAUUGGAUUACAACAUGCUCCAAAUGCUGCACAAACAAGAACUUGCUGAAGUAUCACGGUGGUGGAAAGAUUUGAAUUUCGUGAACACACUUCCAUAUGCUAGAGAUAGAGUAGUUGAAUGCUACUUUUGGGCAUUAGGAGUAUAUUAUGAGCCUCAAUAUUCUCAAGCUCGUGUCAUGCUCGUUAAGACCAUAGCAAUGAUUUCGAUUGUGGAUGACACCUACGAUGCUUAUGGUACAGUUGAAGAACUUUCCAUAUACACGGACGUCAUACAAAGAUGGGAUAUUAAAGAAAUUGAUAGUCUGCCUGAUUACAUGAAAAUCAGUUACAAAGCUCUUCUAGAUCUUUACAAGGACUAUGAAAAGGAAAUGUCUAGAGAUGGAAGAUCUCACGUUGUUUAUUACGCAAAAGAAAGACUGAAAGAAUUGGUAAAAAGUUAUAAUAUUGAGGCAAAAUGGUUUAUUGAAGGACAUAUGCCUCCUGCUUCUGAAUACCUGCGCAAUGCAUUUUUAACUACCACUUACUACUAUCUUGCCACAACAUCGUAUUUGGGAAUGAAGUAUGCUAAGGAGCAGCAAUUUGAGUGGUUUUCGAAAAAUCCUAAGAUUCUUGAAGGUUGUGUGACAAUAUGCCGAGUUAUUGAUCACAUAGCCACAUACGAGGUCGAGAAAGACAGGGGACAACUUUCAACGGUAAUUGAGUGCUACAUGAGAGAUUAUAGUGUAUCGACAAAAGAGGCAAUGGCUAAAUUUCAGGAAAUGGGUGAGGCGGGAUGGAAGGAUAUUAAUGAAGGAAUGCUUAGGCCCACUCCCAUAUCUAUGGAGUUUUUAUCUCGCAUUCUCAAUCUUUCUCAGCUUGUUGACGUUACAUAUAAACACAAUGAAGAUGGAUACACUCAUCCCGAGAAAUUCAUAAAACCUCACAUCAUUGCCACGGUUGUUGACUCCUUCAAAAUUUAACCUGACAAUCGUUGGUUUAAGAAAAUCUCCACUCUCUUUGUCGAGAAAGUAAUACGUUUUUUUCUUAUUUUUUUUCACGCUUGUGCAGUGUAGUUCCUACCUAGGACCUGCUUAUAACAAGUUCCUUAUGUUUUUUACUUUCUUGAUUAAACAAGUAAAGUCAGAAUGUUUGUAGUUUCUAAUUCAGUAUGGUCCAUAGUAAUCCCUGUAUUUUGUAAUAAUGCAUAUGAUCUAUUUAUACUAUUCUGUCCUUUUAA
This is a messenger RNA of Capsicum annuum, 2032 nucleotides long. RefSeq names its product 5-epiaristolochene synthase-like. Gene Ontology annotation, biological process: diterpenoid biosynthetic process. The record is from RefSeq and is a predicted model, not a curated record. Gene Ontology annotation, molecular function: terpene synthase activity; magnesium ion binding. The transcript is spliced from 7 exons. NCBI's taxonomy places the organism in Eukaryota, Viridiplantae, Streptophyta, Magnoliopsida, Solanales, Solanaceae. The coding region runs from base 90 to 1775 and encodes 561 amino acids.